Messenger RNA from Bufo gargarizans (Asiatic toad), 5245 nucleotides. RefSeq names its product solute carrier family 1 member 1 (gene SLC1A1). Gene Ontology annotation, cellular component: plasma membrane. The transcript has 12 exons. The record is from RefSeq and is a predicted model, not a curated record. Gene Ontology annotation, molecular function: L-cysteine transmembrane transporter activity; glutamate:sodium symporter activity; L-glutamate transmembrane transporter activity. NCBI's taxonomy places the organism in Eukaryota, Metazoa, Chordata, Amphibia, Anura, Bufonidae. Gene Ontology annotation, biological process: L-glutamate transmembrane transport. Bases 152 to 1735 code for a protein of 527 amino acids.
GAGGAGGGCGGCCAGGUUGGUGAGGCAGUGCCCACAGGUACUCGUCAUUAUCAGCCCUUCCCGCCAGCAGCAGCAGCAGACACCUCCGGGCUCCUGCCGCAGUCACACAGUGCAGCUCCGCAUCGUCACACGCCCCCGCAUCGUCUCCGCCAUGGGGAAGAAGAUGAAGAAAGGCUGCGACUGCAAGCGGAUCCUGAAGAACAACUGGCUGCUCAUCACCACCGUGGUGGCUGUGGUCCUAGGUAUUGGACUUGGGCUUUUGGUUCGUGAAUAUGGGAAACUUUCCAACUUGGACAAGUUUUACUUUGCAUUUCCUGGAGAGAUUCUGAUGCGGAUGCUAAAACUCAUCAUUUUGCCAUUGAUUGUAUCCAGCAUGAUCACAGGUGUUGCUGCUUUGGAUUCCAGCGUAUCUGGGAAAAUCGGUUUGCGAGCUAUUGUGUAUUAUUUCAGCACUACAGUCUUAGCUGUUAUUCUUGGAAUUGUUCUAGUUGUGAGCAUCAAACCUGGAGUGUCUCAAAAUCCAGAUGAAAUUGACAGAACAGGGAGUACACCAGAAGUCACUACUGUUGAUGCACUGCUCGACCUGUUAAGAAAUAUGUUCCCGGAAAAUCUUGUCCAGGCAUGCUUCCAACAGUACAAAACCAAGCGUGAAGAGCUGAAACCAUCAAAGGAACCUGACAAGAACAGCACCAUUCAGAAUAAUAGUUCCUUCGAUCUGUUUUCGACAGGAGAUCAAGAGAACAAAACAACGGAAUACAAAAUUGUUGGCCUCUACAGCGAUGGGGUCAAUGUCUUAGGCCUCAUUGUCUUUUGCCUUGUAUUUGGCGUUGUCAUCGGAAAAAUGGGGGAGAAGGGACAAGUUUUGGUGGAUUUUUUCAAUGCACUAAAUGAUGCAACAAUGCAAAUAGUCCAGAUCAUCAUGUGGUACAUGCCCAUUGGCAUCUUGUUUUUGAUUGCAGGGAAGAUAAUUGAAGUUAAUGACUGGGAGAUCUUCCGUAAGCUUGGUCUUUAUAUGGCAACAGUAUUAAGUGGACUUGCCAUCCAUUCCUUGAUAGUAUUGCCACUUAUUUAUCUAAUAAUAGUACGAAAGAAUCCUUUCCAGUUUGCAAUGGGUAUGGCACAGGCUCUUCUUACAGCUCUAAUGAUAUCAUCAAGCUCAGCCACCCUACCAGUAACUUUCCGAUGUGCUGAGGAGAAGAACAGGGUGGACAAAAGGAUAACGAGAUUUGUUUUACCAGUUGGAGCCACUAUCAAUAUGGAUGGCACAGCUCUCUAUGAAGCAGUGGCAGCAGUAUUCAUUGCGCAGCUAAAUGACAUGAACCUGGAUGUUGGUCAGAUUGUCACAAUUAGCGUGACAGCUACAGCAGCCAGCAUAGGAGCUGCCGGGGUACCUCAAGCCGGCCUGGUUACCAUGGUGAUCGUCUUAAGUGCUGUGGGGCUUCCAGCGGACGAUGUCACUCUUAUCAUCGCUGUGGACUGGCUCCUGGAUCGAUUUAGGACCAUGGUAAAUGUUCUUGGUGAUGCUUAUGGAACCGGGAUAGUAGAGAAGCUCUCCAAGAAAGAAUUGGAGCAAAUGGAUGUCACAUCAGAAGUCAACAUUGCCAACCCUUUUGCUAUUGAGCCAAGUGUACUGAAAAAUGAAGACGACGGUGAGAUAAAAAAAUCUUAUAUUAAUGGAGGAUUUGCAGUAGAUAAGUCAGAUAACAUAUCUUUCACUCAGACAUCGCAGUUCUGAAUGAGCAGGAGAGCUGAGCGCAUAUGGACUUUAUGGAACACUGAGUGUACGAUAGAGGCGACAAAGUGAGAUUUUCCUCUUCCAUAUUUGGACUCAUACUUUUUUUUUUUGUACUCUUACCAGCAGGUUAAAUGGAAAAGAAAGCUGCAAAAUAUUUUACUUUUUUAUAUGGGGACAUGAAGUUCCCAACAUUUUGGAAUGUAUUACCAGUUAGCAUGUUCUUUACCGGGAUCCAGGAUCAUGACAUCUGCGUCAGCAAUUUGACUCUUCUGCAUUAGCUCUUUUGAAGCACAGUCUCUCAUCUUACGUUUGGAGUAGCUCACCACCAAUGUAAAAUGCAGGUUGCCUUUGAUAUAACCUAGUCUGUAAUCCAGAGGCUGUUCAUGUUCACCGCAGAUGCUUGUUUGUAUCUCCCUAUAGUUUUCUCAUGGCAGGUAAUUGUUGACCACAUUGUACAUGGUUACUUAUUUGCAAUAUUCACAAGGUUGAGUUUUGCCAAUCCUCUUUUGAAUAAUAGCUUGUAAAGGGACAGUCACAAAAAGCGCCAUCACAAUAUGCGGCCAUUUUUACAUUAUGCCAUUUCAUACCAGACCAGUUAUAUUUUAAACCUUGUGCUCCUUUACACAAAAAUGCCUUGAAAAUUGUCACACGCUACAGCAUUUUCUGUACUUUGCGCCCAUGUUUUAUUUUUUUGUCAGGUAAGAAAGAUUCACUCUUACCGCGUCUUCCAGAUGAUUUUUUGGAACAGAAGGAUGGGAUUUCUGCCUGUCUAUGUGAAGCGAUCAUGCAAUAAAAGGGUAUUUAACAUACAUAAUUACUUAGCAAGCAUGUAGGGACUGAGGGAACCCACUGUAGAGCAUGCCAUCUUGGUAGCCAGGGGGAUGGGAGAUGUAUUCUACCAAUACUGUUUGGAGUUCUCAUUACAAUUCAGUGUGCCAUAUAGCUGUAUUACUACACAGAAAGUCACCACCACUGAUAUCUAUUGUACAAGUUAAUAAGACAUCAUGUGAAAUACAUUGAUGGGUAUAAUAAAUGACCCAUCACAAGUUUACUGAUUAUGGUCAGUAGACAUAAUGUGAAACACGCAUGUGAAACCUAUUAAAAAAGAAAUGAUUACUUUAAUACAUAUCUAUUGAAAAACAUAUUAAUCUGUAUGCACUUUAGGGAUCUCAGAUGAUCAAGACCAGCUGUAUUAUAAGGAUUGUUCCUCUGGUCAUGGAUUGAUUUGUAUUGAUGAUUGCGCUAGAAAAUCUGAAAUUAUUGUGAUUACAUAGCUGGUCUAUACUUCUUUCUUUGAGCUUUUUAAUAGUAAGUCGUUUGUCUUUUACACAACAGAGCUGAGAAGUUUUGGACAUUUGUUAGAGGAGAUGGAAUAAUUCAGUAUUAGUGGGUUGUAUACUACUUUGCCUUAGCAUGGUAGACAUGCCAUUGAAUCAUAUUGCCAAAUAAAACUAGAAUCCUUUAUAUUAAAAGAUCUUUGAAAAGAUUUCUUUCUAUGCUAGUCUUAUGUGAACACCAAUCGGUAGAACAGUAGCACACUGUAUAAGAAAUCCCCUUUAUAAACUUACUUUUGUCAUUAUUGAUACUAUGUUUUUAUGGUUCAGACGGGUAACAAAAGAUUUGCUACCUUUAAAAAGUGUUCAUCACAACUCAGUCUUGUUGAGUUGCAGGAAGCAUCACUGUGAAGUGUAAUGUGUCAGGAAAGAGGAUUGAAGCCUUGAACAUCCAACACUGAAAAGAUGAAGCACAGAGGGCACAUGCACAUUGAUUUACUCAUGUGACUCUUAUUGUGAAUAUGUGCUUUUUAUACUGUCACAAGAGAAUUAGUACUAUAGUUUAUUCUAUGAACAGAAUAUACAUUUCAGUAGAUUUCUAUUAUUUAAUUCAGCAUCAUCAACUUUUUUUUGUUUUGUUUAAAAACUGCCCUUUUGUAUCCCACGUUGCCUCCAAAAACAUGAGAGUUUUCUCUAUGAAAACCCUUUAGGUUGUGUCUUCUCCCGAUAGUAACUUUUCACCAUGACAUGUUGCAAUUAGAUUAGUACUUACACAAAAAAAAAACUGAAAAGCACUAAGGGUACUGGCACACAAUCAGGUUUCCUGCUGCAGUUUUGGAAGCCAAAAUCAGUAGUGGGUCAUAAGAGAAAGUAUAAAGGAUGAAUAGGACUUCUCUAUUUUCUUAAUUCACUUCUGGUUUUGGCUUCAUGCAGAAGCCUGAGAGUGUGGCCGUACCCUAAAAGUAUUUAUUAGGGGGUCAGAGAUGCAAGAAACUGUGUGAUUUGACCCCUCUUGGAUCCAUUGAAUAGCUGAGAUGACUUAUAUAUGAGCUGGGCAAAUCCAACAUGCUAUUUUUCAUGUUAUGACAUCUGUAUUGUGGGUCCUGAGCAAUGAAGCCAUUUAUUAUAUAUUGAAGACCUUUUCUUGAAUUUGGAUAUGAAAUACUGUAUACAUUCUGUGCCAAUGGAUCUUAGCUAUACUUGAAUACACUGCUCAGCAUUGAAAUUGCAACACCAAGAAGGAAAAAGUCAUAGAAUGAUAUAAGUCACAGGAUCGAUAGACAUGUUAAUGACAUGAAAAUGCUGAAAAAAAAGGAACUUAUUUGUUAUCAAGUAUGAGCGCCACGCACAGAAAUACAUGCACUUAUAUGCCUUGGCAUGCUAUCAAUGAGGUUAUUAAUGGUUGUCUGAGGAAUGUUCUGCCAUGCUGAAUGUACUUUGUUGCACAAAUCAUCAAGAUCCUCUGUUGGCAGCAACCUUUGCAAUUGCUGACUAAUGACAUCCCAGAGUCCGGAGAUGCUGCAGGCCAUGGUAGCACAUUUAAGCCAUGCAGGCUGCUCUCAGUAGCCUGGCAUUGACCUGUUGAAAAAUGGCUCCUGGGACACUUUGGAGAAAUGGCAAUACCACUGGUUGCAUAACAAAAUCAAUUUAACUCUAAGUUGAGUACCUGAAAUGAAAACUAGAGGGGUUCAACUACAGUUAUACCGGUCCACAACAUAAUCCUGGUAAUAGGAAUGGGGUGGUGUUCCCUUGUGAAGGCCACUUCAUCUCUAGACCAACCUCCAGCUAUCAUUGCAUCCGAGACAAAUCGGAACUCAUCACUGAAGAGACCUUCAUUCCAGCCUCCAUUUCCGUCUUGCUGUGCACCAUGGUAUCCUUUGAGAGUUGUAGCGUAAGAGCAAUAGAUCACCAACGUAUCCCAAUGUUGCAACAUUCUUUUUAAUCAGACGAUUAUAAGAAUGUUGCAGUUCACCUCUGUGUAUCUCUUGCUGUCAUGCCAGUUCAUUGUUGUUCACCCAACCACUAGGACACACAACAGUGAAUAGUGCUGACAUCAGAGCCCGGGCAUGUAGCAAGUGAUAAAUCAAGGUCUCUCCGUUCAAGGAUUUUGUCCCUUUAUCAGUUUGGCAAUAAAAAGCUGGUCCCAGACAAACAGGUGGCAUUGCACACUUAUACUACACCACUUUAUCCAGUUUAUGAGGUUUCAUGUGGCUAAAAAUCUUUGCUUCCAAUCUGG